Messenger RNA from Calypte anna (Anna's hummingbird), 2021 nucleotides. It is a transcript of the gene PITX2, whose product is annotated as paired like homeodomain 2. Gene Ontology annotation, cellular component: nucleus. Gene Ontology annotation, molecular function: RNA polymerase II cis-regulatory region sequence-specific DNA binding; DNA-binding transcription factor activity, RNA polymerase II-specific. Lineage: Eukaryota; Metazoa; Chordata; Aves; Apodiformes; Trochilidae. Gene Ontology annotation, biological process: anatomical structure morphogenesis; regulation of transcription by RNA polymerase II. The coding region runs from base 264 to 1262 and encodes 332 amino acids. The record is from RefSeq and is a predicted model, not a curated record. The transcript has 3 exons.
CCCGCUCGACUGUCGCCGCCGCGCCCUCCCGGGUUGCGGGGGCUUGUGGGCUCGCCGUUACGCCCGGGUGCUAGCCGAGUGCCGUCCGCCCCGCCGCGGCUCCCCGCUCAACAGCCCUGACCCCCCCAGGAGCCGAGGAGCUGCUCCGCGCCCGCGGGGGGGGCGCCGCGCCGAGUCUCCCACCCGUACCGACACCUUCAGGCACACGCACCCCUCCUAUCGACCCCCCAGGCGCGCAUUUAGACUUUGGCGUCCUUUUACCGAUGAACUGCAUGAAGGACCCAUUAAGCCUGGAGCGCCUAGGACCCGGGAAUAAGCUGUGCUCCUCCUCACCUUCCUCCUCCUCUUCUUCAUCAUCUUGCCACCACCACCAGCCUACGCUGGCCAUGGCGACGGCGCUGGCGCCGGGGCAGGCGCGCUCCUCCCUGGAGUCUGCCAAGCACCGACUGGAGGUGCACACCAUCUCCGACACCUCCAGCCCCGAGGCCGCAGAGAAAGAUAAGAGCCAGCAGAGCAAGAACGAGGAUGCGGGGCCCGAGGACCCCUCCAAGAAGAAAAGGCAGCGGAGGCAGCGGACUCACUUCACCAGCCAGCAGCUACAGGAGCUUGAGGCCACCUUCCAGCGGAAUCGCUACCCGGACAUGUCUACCCGGGAGGAGAUCGCCGUCUGGACCAACCUCACCGAGGCCAGGGUUAGGGUUUGGUUCAAGAACCGCAGAGCCAAAUGGAGAAAGAGAGAAAGGAACCAGCAAGCCGAGCUUUGCAAAAACGGCUUCGGUCCACAGUUUAAUGGCCUCAUGCAGCCCUACGAUGACAUGUACCCCAGCUACUCAUACAACAACUGGGCAGCCAAAGGCCUGACCUCCGCUUCCCUCUCCACCAAAAGUUUUCCUUUCUUCAACUCCAUGAAUGUCAAUCCUCUGUCUUCUCAGAGUAUGUUCUCCCCUCCAAACUCCAUCUCCUCCAUGAGUAUGUCUUCAAGCAUGGUACCCUCCGCAGUCACCGGGGUCCCCGGCUCCAGCCUCAACAGCCUGAAUAACUUGAACAACUUGAGCAAUCCCUCCCUGAAUUCUGCAGUGCCAACGCCAGCCUGUCCUUAUGCUCCUCCAACACCCCCGUACGUUUAUAGGGACACAUGUAACUCGAGCUUGGCGAGUCUGAGACUUAAAGCCAAGCAGCACUCCAGUUUUGGCUAUGCCAGUGUGCAGAACCCCGCUUCCAACCUGAGCGCUUGCCAGUACGCGGUGGACAGACCCGUGUGAGACACUCAAGUAGGGAACAUUGCAUGGGAAUCCCUCCCCGUUUCCCACAGAGACUGAGAUUUACACUAGCGAGUCAUGGGCACUAGAGAGAAAGAGAAAGGAGGAAAAACCGGAGACAGAGAGAGAGAGAGAGGAAAAGAGAGAGGGAAAGAGGAAAAAAAAAAAAUAAAAAAGAGGAUACCACUGAAAUAAGAUAGUUCCUUUGUUUUCAAAGGACCUCCUACAGAUUCUGAGAUCUUUCUUUCACUAAGAGUAUUUCAACAUUUACAAGGACAUAUAUAUAUAUAUAUGGACAAAUGUUUGACUGGAUAUGAUAUGACAUUUUAAUGUUACUAUAAGCUUGUUAUUUUUUAAGUUUAGCAUUGUUAACAUAAAAAUGACUGAAAGGAUGUAUAUAUAUUGAAAUGUCAAAUUAAUUUUAUAAAAGCAGUUGUUAGUAAUAUCACAACAGUGUUUUUAAAAGGUUAGGCUUUAAAAUAAAGCAUGUUACACGGAAGCGAUUAGGAUUUUUUUGCUUGCGAGCAAGGGAAUGUAUAUACUAAAUGCGACACUGUAUGUUUCUAACAUAUAAUUAUUAAAAAAAAAUUGUGUGAAUAUCAGUUUUAGAAUAGUACCUCUGGUGGAUGCAAUGAUGUUUCUGAUAUUGCAAUGUAAAACUUGCCCUGUGUAUAACAUUUCGUACAAUAUUAUUGUUUUACUUUUCAGCAAACAUGAAAAAAAAAAAUGUGUUUUAUUUCAUGGGAGUAAAAUAUACAGCAU